AUGGCAGUGACAGCGCCAAGAUACAGCACACGGGACCUAGAAACAGCUUCCAUCAGAUCGGCGGCUCCGUCAUAUGUAUCCGAUGCGCCCUCCUACCACUCAACCGUGGCAAAUACAGAUGCAGCUCCGCUCUACACCCCCAGAGGACCCGUGAGCCCGGCCCAGAAUGCUGUUGUCGCCGAAGCAGAUUCGCACGAUAGCCAGCCUCAUCUGGAGUCCGAUCGACUUCAGACAAUUGGUCUUCCACCCAUUCCAGCACGGCCGCCGACAAGAGUAUCGCCGCAUUUUAGCUUCCCAAUGUGGUCAGCUGCAGAUGCCCCGAUCACCAGACACUACCGCAACGUAGCUGAGCGACGCGUGGUCGACGGAAGAUACCAAACAGGGGGCACUCCAGAGCGCCAAAGAACCGCCAGACUGUUGGAAGAGCACAAUGCCGCCAAUGACAAGACGUUUCGACCACUCGAAGACCCAUACCUGGUUGGCGAGCAAGCCGCCGCUGAAGCCAGGAGAGAAAGAUUGGCGAGGGAAGGAUCAUGCACAUCGCUCCAGCAAGAAGAACGACAGUGGGACUGGUUGCUGGCCCAAAUGAGUGGAUGGGAAGAGCGCGAACGCAGCUGGACAAGAAUUCGUGGCGAGGCUGAUGCCUUGCAACGAAGACGUCUGUCCCGCCGGGCUGGUCCGCGCAUCUUACCCAUGCAUUGA
Beauveria bassiana ARSEF 2860 is the source of this 702-nucleotide messenger RNA. RefSeq lists its product as uncharacterized. Lineage: Eukaryota; Fungi; Ascomycota; Sordariomycetes; Hypocreales; Cordycipitaceae. The record is from RefSeq and is a predicted model, not a curated record. The transcript is spliced from 3 exons. Bases 1 to 702 code for a protein of 233 amino acids.